AAACAAAAAUCUACUGGUUUUUUGUGUGGUUUACGUGAUUUGUAUAUCUUAUAUUUGUACUAUUGACGACCCAUCCCAAAUGAAGAAAACGGAGAAGAUUGGAAAUAAGAAGAGGAUGAAGGUCAUGAAGCCGAAGCAGGAGAAAAAUGUGGGUUCGUCCAACACGACGCAGGAUGAGGAAACGGACAAGGAUCUGAAGAAAAAUGUGGCUUCGCUUCCGGAUGAGAACAUGGAGAAGCUUGUGAAGGAAGAAUCUGCGACUCCGGAUGAAGAAUCAGAGAAGGAUGUGAAGGAAGCAGCUUGAUGAUGAGAUGCAGAUGAGAGAAACCGAGGAAAGGUAAAAGUUGAAGAAUGGGUUUUUUGUUUUGUCGUCGUUUUUGUAAAAUCUAUCUGGAUUGGUGUUUGUGUUUAAUAAAUGGUUGAUCUUUAA
Messenger RNA from Arabidopsis arenosa, 430 nucleotides. The record is from the annotation of a GenBank genome assembly. NCBI's taxonomy places the organism in Eukaryota, Viridiplantae, Streptophyta, Magnoliopsida, Brassicales, Brassicaceae.